AUGGCAUCGACCAAGUCUCAAGGCGCCUCUAUUUAUGACUCGGCCCGGACCUCCAUGAAGCGGGCCUUGGACGACGACGCUGAUGCAGCCAACGUCGACGACGUCGCCGCCCUCUUCGACGACCUUGAGGCCCACGAGUACAAGCGCGCCCGCGUCGCGAAGCUCCGCCAUCUCCAUAUGCAAGACACACGCGAUGCCAAGGUCGUCGACGACGUCUCGGACUACUUUAGCAGCCUCCUCGACGACGCGCCCGACGCCGACACGACGCCACAGGUACACGUCUAG
This is a messenger RNA of Saprolegnia parasitica CBS 223.65, 285 nucleotides long. RefSeq lists its product as hypothetical. The record is from RefSeq and is a predicted model, not a curated record. NCBI's taxonomy places the organism in Eukaryota, Oomycota, Saprolegniomycetes, Saprolegniales, Saprolegniaceae. The transcript is spliced from 2 exons. The coding region runs from base 1 to 285 and encodes 94 amino acids.